AUGACUACUGCCAUCAGCAACUACAGACAGCACCAGCUGGACCCACCAGUCCAGGUGCUUCUUCCACCCACUCUCGCCGCAGCAGAGUUCGAUAAGCUUCUGACCUCACCCUCGCACCCCAAAGCAGCCUUCACAUUCCCAGCUCUAGACGACUGGCUUGAGAAACUACUGCAAAAUCUCAACCUGCAGCAGAAUGAAGCGCAUCCCUUCCACAAGCACCCCUACAAGCUGCGCUCCAUCCAAGUGCAAGCUGUCGACUGGUUCUGGCGAGGCCGUCCUGGCCUUGAAGACAAGUUAGGCUUCAUGAAGAUCCAGUCCAGCAUCGAAACAGAUCCCUACGUUCACGAAGGCGAAGACAAGCCAAGAGCCGAUUGGAUCCCUGGAGCCGUGUUUCUGCGAGGUGGAAGCGUCGCUGUGCUGAUCAUCGUGCAACCAGAAGACGCAAAAGACGAAGACGAGAAACACGCCAUUCUGACAGUCCAGCCUCGCAUCGCAGCAGGAUCUCUGGCUUUCACGGAGAUACCGGCCGGCAUGCUGGACGGCGGCUCCUUGAAAGGCGCAGCUGCUAGUGAGAUCGAACAAGAAGCGAAACUCAAAGUCAAGGAGACUGAUCUGAUCAACUUGUCGGAGCUAGCCCUCCACGGUAUACCCACGACGCCUUGGAAGGCUGGCCAUGACACGUCUGCGACAGAAGGCUCUGAGAGCGUCCAAGACGCCAUGUACCCAAGUGUCGGUGCUUGCGAUGAGUUCAUCCCCAUUCUUCUUUGCCAGAAGCGCCUUACUCGACGCCAUAUGAACUGGCUGAAGGGCAAAGCCACAGGUCUGCGUGACGAAGGCGAGAAUAUCACACUCAAGCUGGUACCGAUGGCGAGGGCUUGGAGGGAGGCUGGGCGAGAUGCCAAAGCGCUUGCCGCCAUUGCAUUGUAUGAGAAUUUGAAGAGAGAAGGACAGAUACCGAGUUUGCCUCGGCAAGUAGAGACUGAGCCGGAUGAUCUCAACUAG
Messenger RNA from Ascochyta rabiei, 1002 nucleotides. RefSeq lists its product as uncharacterized. Gene Ontology annotation, biological process: ribose phosphate metabolic process; nucleoside phosphate metabolic process. The record is from RefSeq and is a predicted model, not a curated record. The transcript has 2 exons. Bases 1 to 1002 code for a protein of 333 amino acids. Gene Ontology annotation, molecular function: ADP-glucose pyrophosphatase activity; ADP-ribose pyrophosphatase activity. Lineage: Eukaryota; Fungi; Ascomycota; Dothideomycetes; Pleosporales; Didymellaceae.